Messenger RNA from Bombyx mandarina (wild silkworm), 769 nucleotides. RefSeq names its product DNA-directed RNA polymerase II subunit RPB7 (gene Rpb7). Gene Ontology annotation, cellular component: RNA polymerase II, core complex; P-body. Gene Ontology annotation, molecular function: single-stranded RNA binding; single-stranded DNA binding; translation initiation factor binding. Gene Ontology annotation, biological process: transcription initiation at RNA polymerase II promoter; DNA-templated transcription; nuclear-transcribed mRNA catabolic process. NCBI's taxonomy places the organism in Eukaryota, Metazoa, Arthropoda, Insecta, Lepidoptera, Bombycidae. The record is from RefSeq and is a predicted model, not a curated record.
AAUUAGCAUGCAGUGUUGAGAGUUGAUGCUGUUUAUGUAUAUUACUAAAAAAUAACAAUAAAACAAAUCUAAUUGAAUGGAAUACUAAUCGUAAUUUGUCCACCGCUGAAAAAUGUUCUACCACAUUUCAUUGGAGCACGAAAUUUUGUUACAUCCGAAAUAUUUCGGUCCACAACUAUUGGAGACAGUCAAACAGAAGCUAUACACUGAUGUGGAAGGCACCUGUACUGGCAAAUAUGGAUUUGUGAUAGCGGUAACUCAAAUAGACAAUAUCGGAGCUGGUCUCAUACAACAUGGACAAGGGUUUGUCAUGUACCCUGUUAAAUACAAAGCUGUUGUGUUCAGACCAUUCAAAGGAGAAGUUUUAGAUGGUAUUGUCACACAAGUAAACAAGGUUGGCAUGUUUGCGCAAAUAGGACCUCUCAAAUGUUUUAUAUCCCAUCAUUCAAUACCAGACUAUAUGGAGUUCUGCCCUAAUGUAAAUCCUCCAUGUUAUAAGAGUAAACAAGAGGAUAGCGUAAUACAAGAAGAGGAUGUGAUCCGAUUAAAGAUUGUUGGUACGAGGGUUGACGCGAGUGGCAUUUUUGCAAUCGGGACUUUAAUUGGAGACUAUUUGGGAUUAGUACCACAAUAACUUGAAAUUUAUGUAACACAGUUACAGAACACAUUAUGCUAAGGAUUGUACUACCACACCUCAAUUUUUAACGUUAGGAAUAUUCAUAGUCUUAAGAAUUAAAUGAGUACAAUGAAAUAAAAAGAUAUUUUCAUA